GAGGCCAGGGGUUGGUGGGCGGGGCGGCGGGAGGAGGGCCCGCGCCGGGGGCGUGGCUGGGCACGUGAUACGGAACCGGCGCGGCAGAAGCUGAGGGGACCCUUCAAGUUCUGCGAUUUGUUUGAAAGAUGUCAGCCCUCACUACCCUGUUUAAGUAUGUUGACGAAAAUCAGGAUCGCUACGUUAAGAAACUCGCGGAAUGGGUGGCCAUCCAGAGCGUAUCUGCGUGGCCCGAGAAGAGAGGUGAAAUCAGGCGGAUGCUGGAACUUGCUGCUGCAGACAUCAAGCAGCUGGGCGGCUCCGUGGAACUGGUAGAUAUCGGCAAACAGAAGCUCCCUGACGGCUCCGAGAUACCACUUCCUCCUAUCUUACUGGGCAAGCUGGGCUCCGACCCCCAGAAGAAAACCGUGUGUAUUUAUGGACAUCUGGACGUGCAGCCGGCUGCCCUCGAGGAUGGCUGGGACAGCGAACCCUUCACCCUGGUGGAGCGCGAUGGCAAAUUGUACGGGAGAGGCGCAACCGAUGAUAAGGGGCCGGUGGCUGGCUGGCUGAAUGCCCUGGAAGCCUUCCAGAAAACAAAUCAGGAAAUCCCAGUCAACGUGCGAUUCUGCCUGGAAGGCAUGGAGGAGUCGGGCUCUGAAGGCCUGGAUGAGCUGAUUUUUUCCCGGAAGGACACAUUCUUUAAAGAUGUGGACUUUGUGUGCAUCUCGGACAAUUACUGGCUGGGAAAGAAGAAGCCGUGCAUCACGUAUGGUCUCAGAGGCAUUUGCUACUUUUUCAUUGAGGUGGAGUGCAGCGACAGAGACCUCCAUUCCGGCGUGUACGGAGGCUCGGUGCACGAGGCCAUGACAGACCUCAUCUUGCUGAUGGGCUCUCUGGUGGACAAGAAGGGAAAGAUCCUCAUCCCAGGCAUCGGCGAGGCGGUGGCCCCCGUGACCGAGGAGGAGCUGGAGCUCUACAACAACAUCGACUUUGACCUGGCCGAGUACGCCAAGGACGUAGGGGCGGAGACUCUGCUGCACGGCUGCAAGAAAGACAUCCUGAUGCACCGCUGGCGGUACCCGUCCCUCUCCCUCCACGGGAUCGAAGGUGCCUUUUCUGGGUCCGGGGCCAAGACCGUGAUUCCUAGGAAAGUGGUGGGCAAGUUCUCCAUCAGGCUUGUGCCGAACAUGACUCCCGAAGUCGUGAGCGAGCAGGUUACAAGCUACCUGACAAAGAAAUUUGCUGAACUGCACAGCCCCAACAAGUUCAAGGUGUACAUGGGCCACGGUGGGAAGCCCUGGGUGUCUGACUUCAACCACCCUCAUUACAUGGCUGGGAGAAGAGCCCUGAAAACAGUGUUUGGUGUUGAGCCGGACUUGACCAGGGAAGGUGGCAGCAUUCCUGUGACUCUGACCUUUCAGGAGGCCACGGGGAAGAAUGUUAUGCUGCUGCCUGUGGGCUCAGCUGAUGAUGGCGCCCACUCCCAGAACGAGAAACUCAACAGGCUUAACUACAUAGAAGGAACCAAGAUGCUGGCUGCGUACCUGUUCGAGGUGUCUCAGCUGGCGUAGCGAGGCGGCCCAUCCUCCCCGAGCACUGCCGGAGGAGUCCUGCGCCCGUCCGCCCGCGCUCUCUCCCGACCGCUCAGGAGAGCGAAGCCCACCUCUCCCCUUACCCUCCUGUCAGCAACAGACUGGAUGACCGCCGAGUUCUCAGAGGGGGCCAGCGUGAUGGGCUCCGGAAGGUAGCCAAGAUCUGAAAGCGCACGUUCUGUAGAAGGUUCUGGUUGGCAUCCACUUGGGCUAGACAGAGGCAUGGGCGCAUUCUGCCCCGUCUCUGCUUCCUGACUCAGGCUCGCGUGCACUCGGAGUAUUGAUCGGGGGUGUCUGAUGCCUUGAGGGGCCACCCUUUCCGAGCCCUCACUAUUGUGCGGUUCUGUCCUUUCUCAAGACCUAAAACUGUUGCUCGUGUGCUGUCUCCUCUUCAUUGUGAUUCCGCAAAACCUAAACCUAAGUGGAAGGAUUCUUUGUUCUCAGUAUGUGCUGCCAAAUAAAAAGUAAAAAUGACGCCUC
Messenger RNA from Hyaena hyaena (striped hyena), 2054 nucleotides. RefSeq names its product carnosine dipeptidase 2 (gene CNDP2). NCBI's taxonomy places the organism in Eukaryota, Metazoa, Chordata, Mammalia, Carnivora, Hyaenidae. The record is from RefSeq and is a predicted model, not a curated record. The transcript has 12 exons. Gene Ontology annotation, biological process: proteolysis. Gene Ontology annotation, molecular function: metallodipeptidase activity. Gene Ontology annotation, cellular component: cytosol. Bases 129 to 1553 code for a protein of 474 amino acids.